AUGGCAGUCCAUAUAGCCGAAAUUCCCACUGUGUCUCUCUUGUACAAGCUCAAGCGCUUGGUCCCAGUCACAUCGUCUCGCGCCUCCCCGUCGAAGAUAUUCAAUGACACCAUCUCGCUUAUCCGAAACGAUAUUACCAAGCUGCAGGAUGUCGACUGCAUUGUUAAUGCAGCGAAUGAAUCUCUACUCGGGGGCGGUGGUGUUGAUGGUGCUAUUCACCGCGCUGCUGGCCCGAACCUGUUGAAUGAGUGCCGCACGUUGCACGGUUGCGACACGGGAGACGCUAAGAUCACCUCAGCCUACAAUCUUCCUUGCAAAAAGGUCAUCCAUGCCGUUGGACCUAUAUACCAUUACGAGCCACGGUAUGGCUCUGGCCGAUCUGAAGCCCUUCUACGGAGCUGCUAUCGUCGUAGCCUCGAGCUGGCUGUCGAGAACAACAUGACAAGCAUCGCUUUUUCGGCUAUCAGCACCGGUAUAUAUGGAUAUCCAAAGAAAGAAGCUGCCCACACUGCUCUUGACGAGACUCGGAAGUUCUUGGACAGUCGCAGCAACACUGGGAAAUUGGAGCGGAUUAUCUUCUGCAAUUUCGAAGCUGCAGACGAGAGCGCUUACGAGGAGACUAUUCCAUUGUUCUUUCCCCCUGUAGACCAGGAUUUGCCCAGUCCCAGUAGUCAGGAAACCAACCCACAAGCACAAGCUGACGGUGAGUCGUCACCGUCACCCGAGUUGCUUGCAGCUAAGCUUCCUGAUCCGCCUACUGUUGACCCUGUAUUUGAAGGACAACCAGAAGCUAAAAAAAUGAAGAUUAAUAUAGGCCAUGUGGGACGGACGACUGGGGAUGCUCAGACGAAGUCUGAUGAUAAGAGUGAGGACGACUGGGAGGAGGUUAACCAAUCUGAAGAUGGUCGAACAGAGAGAUUAGAUGAUGAUCCUGUGGAAGUCGACAGACCUCCGUCUGCUACCGAUGUCCAGAGUGUUCAGUCGAGCGGGAUUAUUGAACGGGUUGAGUCACACUCCACAGAAAGUUCAGUCGGCAAGGACUGGUAG
Molecule: messenger RNA, 1047 nt
Organism: Aspergillus tanneri
Lineage: Eukaryota; Fungi; Ascomycota; Eurotiomycetes; Eurotiales; Aspergillaceae
Product: macro domain-containing protein
Exons: 2
Coding region: 1-1047 (348 amino acids)
Source: RefSeq, a predicted model, not a curated record